This is a messenger RNA of Ectocarpus sp. CCAP 1310/34, 2628 nucleotides long. NCBI's taxonomy places the organism in Eukaryota, Phaeophyceae, Ectocarpales, Ectocarpaceae. The record is from the annotation of a GenBank genome assembly.
AUGGGGUCCGAUGGAGGGAUUGGGUGUGCCCUGACCGCCAUCCGCGUUGCCAGCUACGGCAUGCUUGGAUAUUGCCUCUUCUACCUGGCCAUGUCCAUCGGCAAGUGGUACGAGGGCACCAUCCUCCCCGACGACGAGCUCGAGAUGCUGUUGGACAGCGAGGACGCCGACCUCGACGGCUCGGCCGACCUCUACAUCAAGCACUCCGACACCUCCAAGUUCAUCUUCAUCGGCCUCCCGAUCAUCUUGACGGCUGCCCUAGGUGGGGUGUACGAAGCCUUCUGGAAGCGGCGGGAGAUCCAAUCCACCCAGGAACACCCUGACAGUGCUGCUGCGGGAGAGAAAGAGAACAGCAAGCCGGGCAUCUUGGCGUUCCUCCACAGCGUCGUGCACUACCAGUACCGACCCUUGGGCCAGUUCUCCCCGUGGCUAACCGUGGGCGAGACCACCGUGCUUACCCUGUGGCUCCUCGCCAUGGGAUCCCAGUGCUGGCAAGGCGUGCUGAACCACGGCAACCACUUCCAUGAUAUCUACAUGGUGUGCCCUGACGAUCCGACCCAAUGGUGCAACCAGUUCUCUUUCGAGCCCGGAGGGCCUACACCCAACCAAUACAGUAAGUCCUCCCUGGGCGUUUGUUUAUUCCGACCCACAUUUCACGCUCCGUUCCGCGUCUACUACCGAUAUCGUCUUCCGGAUGUGCCACAAUCCUUCCGCCUGAACCAUCCGCCCCCGUUGUCGGGCCAAAUCAGAUUGAGAAUGAUUGGCGUCUUCAUGGGGCUGGUGUGCUCCUCCCACUUCGCGAUCAUCCUGGUUCCGGUAUCCCGCGACAGCAAGAUCUGGUCGGCCCUCGGGGUACCGUUCGAACGGGCCGUGCUCUACCACGCCAUCGCCGGCCACCUAGCCUUCACCUCCCUCUUUUUCCACGCCCUCCUCCUGACGGCGCACUGGGUCCAGUACAAGGGCUGGAGCCACGCCGUCCACGAGUCCAUCCACUUCGACCCCAACACCCACGGAGGCGUCGACACCCCCAUGGGUUGGAUGGCUGGACUCUGCGCGAUCCCGAUGUGGGCUACCUCGGUGAACUGGGUCCGGCGAAAGUACUACAGCCUGUUCAAGCUCGCACACUGGCUCUUCAUCGGCGUCUUCGCGUUCAGCGUCAUGCACUGGGCUCCCAACGCGCUCUACUUCCUGGGCGGGUUGACGCUGUACAUCAUGCACGUGCUGUCGAGAUUGGAGUCGUGGAAGCGGUGGCGUUACUGGAACCGAUGGUUUAGCGCGGACCCCAGCAAGGCCAGCCCGACCAGCCUCGUCAGCGUGGUGACGAACGACAACUACACGCGGCUGGUGCUCCGCAACCCCAAGACCGGCGGCGUUGGGGACAGCGGCGACAGGUCCGCCCGUGGGGGAUCCUUCGUGUACAUCAGCGUCCCCGCCGCGCUCGGCACCGACGAGGCCCACGCCUUCACCGUUGCACUCCGCGGAGCCCCCCCUUCCUUCUCACACGCGGCGAAACUCUCGAGCGGCAACAACAGCGCCGCCCAGGAGGACGAGAACGACGUCUUCACCGUGUACAUCAAGGACCUCGGGAAAUGGACGAAGGCUCUGAGGGACACCGCACGGGGCGCGGAAGCCGCGGGGGACGCUCGCUCGCUUCUGGUGGACGUGGACGGCUUCUACACCCAGGUCCAGUCGUUCAGCUCCAUGAAGGUCGCGGGGGGGGCGUCGCGCGUCGUUGUGGUUGCCGGGGGGUCGGGGAUGACUUCUCUCAUGGGAUUCAUCCAGGCGACGCUCAUGAACAAUGCGCCCCCUCGGUCCCGACCCUCUUCCCAGGACUGGGCGGUCGCCGCAAGGGAAGGCGCCGACGUUCCGGAGGUGAAGCUGGCCUGGUGCUGCCGGUACAUGUCGGAGAUGGAACUGGUCGGCGAGUGCCUCCCCUCCGUGCUCGCUAGCGCCGGCAGCAAGAAGGACACGCACUUCUCCAUGUCCCUCUACUGCAGCAGCAGCAAGGCUGACAGCAACGAAUCUCUCACCGUGACGUGGCCCCUGGACGCGAACGCCUACACCCACACCAGCACCCAGGAUAACGUCAUUGGCACGGGCCACGUCGCCGCCAGUCUCAACCACAGCGUUCGCGUUAUCGUGGCGGGUCUCGCCGCCUUCGCGGGAUACAUCCUGGGCUACUGGGAGGUGGACCGACGGGACCUGAUGAAUGUGUUCCACGAGGGGGCCAUCAUCUUCGUCCUCAUGGUGAUCUGCAUCAUCAGUUCCCUGAUCGUGUACGAUUGGCUCUUCUUCUUGGUCCGCAAGCACCUCCUCGGCAAGGGUGUGGACAGCGCCGAAGCAUCGCAGAUCGGCGGGCGCUCCGCCAGAGUCGGCGAGGAGUCCAAGAUGGACCUCGAGUCCUCCACCGUGGCCGGCGUCGGCAGCGUCACCUACGACGUCACCCCGGGCCGCGUGCCCACGAAGGCCCUCCUGAUCCAGGAGGCCGAGCUCGCCAAAAAGAGCAAUACACCGUCCGUCAGGGUCCUGACCAGCGGACCCAACUCGCUCGUGGACGGCGUGCUCGCUGAGUCCCGCGCGGUCGACUGGAAGCUCUUCGACACCGAGGCGUUCUCGUUCGAGUUCUAA